UAAGACUGUUAGUUAAGGGUUAAUUAAAAUAUUAACUGAUGUAUUUAUCUUGUAAGAAAUGCAUUCUUUUCUUGAAAAGCUACUUGUCUGUGUGUAUAAAGUACCUGAGUAACGAUGCAACUCAUCAAAAAAGAGAAAAGGAAAAUAAAUAAAAUAACAGAGAGAAAUAUUCGAAUGCCAUGAAGUUUGUUGUCCUUUUGAUCUUUGUUGGAGUUGUGUGUGCCAAUGUUUGCGCAAGGCAGUCCGAAGAAGUGUCUAAAGAGACAAAGUUAGGCAUUUCUAUUCCCAAAACUGUCACUACGAACGGCAUUGGAGCUGAGCUUAGCAGAGUUUAUGCCGUAACUGGUGCCAAUAAUUAUGAAAAUUCCAAUGCUCGUGCUGCUGCAGGUCCCGACGGUCCCAGCUCAGAUACAUCUGCAACUGUCUCUAAAAGUACUUAUGGAUCUGUCGAUGCAGAAGGUCUUACCACAGUAAGUGCAAGUUCUAACAGUUACGCUUAUGGUGGCACCACUACGGGUGCUGCAGCGGAUUCUGAUGGUUCUGGGAGCAGUGGCACCGCUUACGGUGAUGCAUCCAGCCGUACCUAUGGAACCACCAACCCUUGAGCGAUUUGGUGAUCAUGCUCAAGUCUCCGCGUAUAUUAAAAACAAAUACUCUACAAACCCAACACAAUCUCUUUUGUAUUCAUAAAUAAAACUAGAGAUUGUCGCCUUUAUAAAUUAUGAUAUAAUGUACAUGAUCUUUAUGUGUAACGUGUAAAUUUUUUUUUGGGGUCAACUUGUAACGUGUAAUAUAAAUACAGUAAUUACGACCUAAUUAAUCUAAGCGAAUAAUACAUAUACAUACAUAUGUGUUUUCCUAAGGUAUAUAUCUAAGACUAAGCUGACAAAACUCUUCUUACAUUCAGUC
Molecule: messenger RNA, 909 nt
Organism: Brassica napus (rape)
Lineage: Eukaryota; Viridiplantae; Streptophyta; Magnoliopsida; Brassicales; Brassicaceae
Product: UPF0540 protein At1g62060-like
Exons: 1
Coding region: 180-605 (141 amino acids)
Source: RefSeq, a predicted model, not a curated record